This is a messenger RNA of Acanthamoeba castellanii str. Neff, 258 nucleotides long. RefSeq lists its product as uncharacterized. Lineage: Eukaryota; Discosea; Longamoebia; Acanthamoebidae. Bases 1 to 258 code for a protein of 85 amino acids. The transcript has 2 exons. The record is from RefSeq and is a predicted model, not a curated record.
AUGAACGCCAAUCGCUACACGCCGAGAUUUGUGGAUGUGUUCUGCAGAGGCUGUUCUUCGUUCUUGUUCAAGUACCGCAAAAGCUCGGACGGCCCGGUUAUGAAAUGCUUCAUCGACAAGAUACAGAAGAGCCCUGCCUUGACGGAGCCUGUUUGCCCACAGUGCAAGACUGAAUUUGGGCAGGUAAGAUUCAUCAACGGCGCGCCGGCGUGGAAGAUGAUCGCUCAAGCGAUUACGUGGAAAAGGAAGGACAAUUGA